Molecule: messenger RNA, 1469 nt
Organism: Conger conger (European conger)
Lineage: Eukaryota; Metazoa; Chordata; Actinopteri; Anguilliformes; Congridae
Gene: cd74a
Product: CD74 molecule, major histocompatibility complex, class II invariant chain a
Exons: 9
Coding region: 126-959 (277 amino acids)
Biological process (GO): antigen processing and presentation; intracellular protein transport; immune response
Cellular component (GO): membrane
Molecular function (GO): macrophage migration inhibitory factor binding; MHC class II protein binding
Source: RefSeq, a predicted model, not a curated record
UCUCCGCUUUUCUAUAACGCGGUUCGCCUUUCCGCAAUCGUUUCAUUUCUUCAUAGCGGCUGCGUCUUAACGAUUGCGGUAGUCGGUAACAGUUAAAAACAGAUAAAUACAAAAAAUAGAGUGGGAUGGCCGACGAAUCAAUGGAUGCAUCGCUGCUGGAACGCGCCGACAGCCAGAGCAGUGUCGAGGUUCCCGCAAAUACUAGCAGCAGGAGAUCGGGCCCGAGUGACCUGAAGAUCGCCGGCUCCGUGCUGCUGGUGUGCAUGCUCAUUGGCGGGCAGGGCCUCACCGCGUACUUCGUCUACAACCAGAAGAGCCAGAUCGGCAGCCUGGAGGACACCGCCAAACUGCUGAAGAUCAAGAUGUCACAGGGGUCGUCUACUGGCAAGAUGAUUCGCAUGCCCAUGUACAGCGCUCCCCUUAUGACUCUCUCCAACGAGGACAGCAAGAAGAGCACUCCUAUGAGGAAGCUGGAGAACACGGUCACUGUCAGUCUGGAGAAGCAGGUGAAAGACCUCCUGCAGGACGAUCAACUGCCCCAGUUUAACGAGACUUUCCUGGCCAACCUGCAGGCACUGAAGAGCCAAAUGCAAGAUUCGGACUGGAUGGGAUUUGAGAGCUGGGUGCGUCACUGGCUGAUCUUCCAGAUGGCCCAGCAGAACCCGCCGGAGCCGACGCCGACCCCAGCCGCAGCCUCCGGCCUGCAGACAAAGUGCCAGUUGGAGGCGGGGGGGGCACAACGGAUUGGGUUCUACCGCCCCCAGUGUGACGAGCAGGGGAACUACAAGCCCAUGCAGUGCUGGCACAGCACCGGCUUCUGCUGGUGCGUGGAUCGCAACGGGGAGGUGAUCCCUGGCACCUCUGUGCGCGGGAAGCCCAUGUGUGAAGGCAGGACCGCUGAAAGAAAGAUGGCCAUGCCCGGCCUCACCAGGCUCAUGAAAGAUAUGGGAGAGCACUGAAGACAGCACAGUGAACGCAGGAUGAUGCCUGCCACCAUGUGUUCUUAUUUUAUCUUUAACAAUGAAACAAUCAUUAGUGAAUGGCUCAUAAUGUCUAUCUCUCUUUUUCAUUUACAUUGUGUUCUGGUGGCGGAUAUUUAGACAUAGAGAGAACUCGCUCAAAGUGUGUUACUGAACGGACAUCUGCAAUAGAGGCUUUAUCCUUUUUUUAUUAUUAUUUUUUAAAGUACCUUGGGAAGCCAUUUUGUAAAGCUUUUGAAGAUGGGAGGCUGUACUUCCUUCCCACCAUUUAUAGACACCCUCUCUCCAUUGAAAAGCAGGUGAAAAACUUUUACUAUGGAAUUGUUCUUUAAAUUGAUACUUUGACUUCCCAGAAGUAGGCUAAUCAGCUUGGCUCUGUCACCUGUUCCUCAUGAUCAGUUCUUACAUAGCCUAUACUAAAAUAGAUGGCUUGGAAGGUUCCAGCAUGUAAAAACAGCAAGUCUUUCAAUAAAUUGAAUUUGAACCAAA